ACUGAACUGUUAUAAUAUUAUUUGUUUUGGGCCCCCUGUGGCCCCUUAUUUAUCUUAUGGGCCCCCCGAGCAUAGGGCUCCUCGUUGUCUUAUGUUGUAGUUUUUCACUCGGUAGAUUUGAUUUUGUAGAGCGUUAUUGUACAAAAAACAACCGAAGUUUGAAGUAAACACCUUUUAUUACAUGGUGUCAGAAGUGGUUAACCACUGGAGAAUAUUAAUUGUUAAAGAAAAGUCGACAAAACAAGGAAACGAUGGCCGAAAGUGGGGAAAUGUAUCAUCGAGCUCCGGGACCUUUGGUGUUGGAUGCGAAUGCAUCAGAAAAUUGGAGAAAGUUCCUAAUGCAGUUCGAAAUUUACUUGGUUGCAAAAGGAAAGGACGACAAGGGAGAUAAGUUAAAAGUUAAUUUGUUACUUAACUGUGCUGGACCGAGUGCAAUUGAAGAGUAUAGCCACUUUGUGUAUACUGCAGGCGAGAGUAAUGAAUCUUAUGGUGAUGUGUGCCGAAAGUUCCAUGAACUUUGUCGAGGAGCUAAGAAUGUCAUUUAUGAGCGACUGCUCUUCAAUCUUAGAAACCAAAAGGAGGGUGAACGAAUUGACAACUUUGUUAGUGAGCUAAAACGGCUUUCAUUAAACUGUGACUUUGGAGCACUUAGAGAUUCAUUGAUACGAGACCGUAUUGUGGGGGGAGUAACCAGCGAUGAAUUGCGAGGGGAGUUGUUGAAAAAGCCAGACCUUACCCUACAAACCGCGCAUGAUUACUGCAGAACUUAUGAGGCGACUGAGCUGCAGAAGUAUAAGUUUGUUCCACAGACAGUAGUCCCAAGUAAAACAGUGUCUGUGCAACCAGUCCAAGUUAAGAAAGAACAGCCGUCUUGUAAGUUCUGUGGAUAUCGCCAUUCAUUUGCACACCCAACACGAUGCCCAGCUUUUAAAAGGAAUUGCAAGAUUUGUAGCAAAACAGGCCAUUUUGCAAAGAUGUGUAAAAACAAACAGAAAAAAGAUCCAGAAGUGCAUGUGGUGGAACAGGAGUAUGACUCAAGUGACAGCAACGAAACCCACACAUACUUUGGAUCCAUUGAAGUCGGAAGCGUGUUACAGAACCAGCAACCCAAAAAGAGCCUGAUAAAAGUCAUGAUAGCAGGAAAAGAGGUCAAACUGAAAGCAGACACGGGUGCGGAGGCUACUGUCAUCCCCUACAACUUGUACAAGAGCAUCACCAACAAGCCGUUGAAACGUUUACACCAGCCUUUGAAGGGCUGGCUUGCGACUAAGCCCAUCUACCCUAAAGGAUGUGUCCGCCUUCCAACACAGUACAAAGAUCGAAAGAUAGAUCUGUUAUAUCUUGUAGUUGAUGGAGAGUUCACCCCACUACUAAGUUGUGAGGCUUGCCUUGAUCUUGAAGUCCUACAGUUCAUGGAUCUCACAUUGCUAGAUUCACCAUCAGCACAAACAUCAAACAUCGACUUGUCCAGAGAACAAAGCAAAAGUACCACAACCCUCACAAGUGACCCUGUUCUGAAAGAUUACCUUGAUUGCUUCAGUAACAAACCAGGAAUGUUACCCAACAAAGUACACCUAGAGGUAGACUCUGCAGUAACUCCAGUUAUACACGCACCCAGAAAGAUCCCAGUAUCCAUGUUAGACCCAACUCAACAGAAGCUGAGAGAGAUGGAAGAAGAUGGGAUCAUUGUUAAAGAAGAAGAACAUACCCCUUGGGUCUCUUCGAUGUUAGUAAUCGAUAAACGAAAAGGCAAAGAAAAGAAAAGCCCACCAACCAAAGACAACAUCAGAAUAUGUAUAGACCCACGUGACCUCAAUAGAGCCCUCAAGAGACCCCAUUAUCCGAUGGCCACAGUGGAACAGGUUGCCAACAAACUCACCGGUGCUGAAAUAUUCUCAACGUUGGAUGCAUGCAGCGGUUUUUGGCAACUACCAGUAGACGAAGAAAGCUCGAAGCUCCUGACUUUCAAUACCCCCUGGGGUCGAUACAGAUUCCUGCGGCUCCCAUUCGGCAUAAGUUCCGCGCCCGAGAUUUACCAACGAGAGAUGGACCGACUCUUCGCAGGAGUACCAGUAGAAAUAAUCGUUGACGACUUUUUGAUACAUGGUGGAAAUCAAUGUGAGCUAGAUGACAAGAUGAUUGCAGUAUUGAAGAGGAGCCGUGAGAUAGGUCUAAAGUUCAAUCCACGUAAAGCCAAACUUCGAGUUCCUGAAGUCAGCUACGUUGGACACCUAUUUACUGCAGACGGUUUAAAGCCUGAUCCUGAAAAGGUAAGAGCUAUCAACGAGAUGCCUGCCCCGACCGAUAAAGAUGGCAUACUACGUUUCCUAGGAACUGUAAACUAUCUGGAUAAAUUUAUUGAACAUAAAGCUGAUCUCCAGGGCCCUAUCUCGCAGCUAACAAGGAAUGAUACCGCAUUCGUAUGGGAGACACCUCAACAGCAUGCAUUUGACAAGCUCAAAGCAGUCAUUACCUCAGCGCCAGUUUUAGCCUAUUUUGACAACACCAAAGAGACAGUGCUUAAUGUUGAUGCAAGUGGCACGGGAUUAGGUGCUGUGAUUCUGCAGGACGAAAGACCUGUAGCAUUUGGCUCAAAAACACUAUCACCUGCUGAGACAAGGUAUGCCAACAUCGAGCGAGAGCUUCUGGCAAUUGUCUGGGGAACUGAAAAGUUCCAUACUUAUGUUUAUGGACGUCGUGUUGUAGUUGAAACCGACCACAAACCACUAGAAGCCAUCUUCAAAAAGCCCUUGAAUGAAGCACCACCGAGAUUGCAGAGGAUGUUGUUAAAGCUGACAAAGUAUGACCUUGAUGUUCGUUAUGUGCCAGGAAAGAAACAAUUCAUCUCAGAUUGCUUAAGCAGAGCCCCAGUUAGUGACACUAAACCAGUUAGUGAACCAGAAGAGAUGAUUGGAAUCAACUUAAUUGACAGUCUUGGUGUAGAUUCAAGCACUUUGCAAAAAUUCAAGGAAGCAUCAAACUGCGAUGUUACCUCUCAAGUGGUCAUGGAAUAUGUCGUUAAAGGUUGGCCAGCAGAAAAACAUCAACUUGAUGAGCUAGCGAGAGAAUACUGGAGUUUUAGAGAGGAACUUAGCGUAGAAGAUGGUUUGUUAUUCAAAGCAGACAGAAUCAUUGUCCCGAGAUCGUUGAGGGCAGAGGUGCUAGAAGAAAUUCAUGGCGCACACAUGGGUGAGAACAAAAGUCUCAGUUUUGCAAGAGAAUAUGUUUUCUGGCCCUCAAUGACUGCACAGAUCAAAGACAAGAUUAGUUCCUGCUCCAUAUGUAAUGCCUUCCGAAACCAACAGCCAAGAGAGACCCUACUACCACGUGAGGUUCCUGGAUUGCCUUGGCAAGUGAUCAGUACUGACAUCUUUGAAUAUGCCGGACAUUCCUAUUUGCUUGUUACCGAUUUGUAUUCAAAGUACUUUGAGAUUGAGUUGUUACGCCAAACCACUGCUAAUUGUGUUAUCAAUAACUUAAAGAAGAUUUUUGCAAGGUUUGGGAUCCCGGUGGAAGUUCUGAGCGACAAUGGCUCCCAGUACAGUAACACUAGAAACCUUUUUAAUAGUUCACAUGAGUUCAAAAAGUUUGCAGAUGAGUGGGGUUUCCGUCACACCACAAGCUCUCCAGAGUAUCCACAAUCAAAUGGAGCUGCCGAGAAAGCAGUUCAGACCGCAAAACGAAUUUUAAAGAAAGCGGCUGCUGACAACAAAGAUCCUUUUGAAGGAUUACUCAAAUACAGGAAUACACCCUUUGAUGACUUAGGUGUGUCUCCAGCUCAGCUGCUAAUGAGUAGGAGAACACGUACCCAACUACCGACUCAUCGACGUUUGCUACUGCCUCAGCCUGUUGACCCAAAUCAAGUUGUGAAGACAUUGAAACAUCGUCAGAGUGUUUCAAAAAAGUAUUAUGAUAGUCAUAGUCAUGAUCUCCCUCCUUUACAAGUUGGAGAUAAGGUGCGUAUCCGUCCAAACCGGGAGGCUGAGUGGAGGAAAGCAGAAGUAUUGCCCCGAUCGUACUUAUUAGGAGAUGAGCGUGGGCGUGUCUUCAGGAGAAAUCGACGACAAAUCAUUUCAACACCUAAUGAUCAAUCGAUGAGCACAAGUCCUUUUGUUAUACCAGCCAUUCCUCAACUACCACCAGAAAGUACCAACAACCCCACACAGUUAAGCAAUGAUGUGACAGCAUCGCCUACACCACCAAAGUCUUCUGAGAGGCAACACGAGACGACACCGAUGAGCACAGCAUCUGGCAGGGUUAUCAAAAAACCACAAAGACUUAUUGAACAUUGUUAAGAACAUUUAUUGAACACUUAACCUAACACUUUGUUGAGAAGGGAGAUGUUAUAAUAUUAUUUGUUUUGGGCCCCCUGUGGCCCCUUAUUUAUCUUAUGGGCCCCCCGAGCAUAGGGCUCCUCGUUGUCUUAUGUUGUAGUUUUUCACUCGGUAGAUUUGAUUUUGUAGAGCGUUAUUGUACAAAAAACAACCGAAGUUUGAAGUAAACACCUUUUAUUACAUGAACCAAAGAAGGACACGAACAAGGAACUUGAUUUCCAAGACUGAAGGUGCUGGAAUUUAAGUUCCCAGGGCCGGUCGUGUUACAGACCAGGCCGUUUCCACGAGAUCGAGAGUAACAGUGAACCAGACUAGUUUAGUUCACUACUGAGAUGCUCAUCUCGGCAAAGUAAAUUGAAGUAGUGGUUUCACAUCAGUCACGCAAGACCAAUAAAAACACCAAGGCCGCGGUAGCUAGGUCUACAUUGGAUUUCUGUUUGCUGGGAGAACGUCGUGGAAGAAGCACAAGAUUCCAAAUGGACUUUGAUGAUUUGAGAUUUUGAUGAAGUAAACAAGUGCUCUGCCAACUCGCAUUUAUCGAGCCAAACCCCCUUCCCUGUGUUUUGGUAGGUAUAAAAUACCGAGCACCAUAGUUAAUGGUUUACCAGUUUACCUUGUGACAGUUGUGUGUGUUUUUUUUCUUGCGAAAUCUCCGUAGAAACUCUUCCUUUUCUUUCUAUUUUUGCCAAAUUGGUGCCUUGACCUCAUGGAAGGGGUCAGCGGUGCCAACUGUUAAACGCAGGUAACCCAAGCUGGGAAAGUCCCUUCGUCCCUCCCACGCGGGGGCGCGCGGGGAGCGUUUUUGCGUGACUCCGACCUCGGGCGGCUGCAAAGGAGACUUCUUCGUCCCCGGAAAUGACUUUGUACCGUCAAGACACAGAGUGGACUAUGUCAACAGCUAUCAGAUUGCGCCAUUUUUUUUUUUUUUUCAUGUCCUAGACGUUAUCUCUAGUGCGCAAGGAAUAAAAAUUUUCCCAGAUUAAUAAAAAAAAAAAAAAACAAGCAUUCAAUAAUAACAUGUUGCGGCGGUAGUUAGUACUAUAGUUAAUUAACUGCGCCAGCAUUGAUGGCCAGACGUUGGCCCAGCAAUUUUGGCGCAGUUUGAACACCGUGUUGGAAGGUACUGGCUGGUGCUGGCGAGUGUUGGUGAAAUUUUAAUUGAGCUCAAACUUUUGCCAAGAACCAGCCAGCAUUUCCUUGUCUCGUGGUCAUUCGAGCAUAUCACACCUUUGCUGGCGCAGUCUGUACAAGAACCCAACAAUUCUGGGCUCAUUAGCAUCAUUUUCAUAGCAAAAAAAUUUCACGCGUCUGAAUAACGCUGUCAUUACAACAAAUGUUCCCGCAUCUAUAAUAAAGUUUGCACACGACCUAACACCGGCCCAGCACUCCGCCAGCGUUGCUGGCCCAAGCAGGUUGCACAGGGCUUUAUCCGUUCUGACGUAUAGUGUUCCUAAUCGUCGAAAUCUACGACGUAAAACACAUUGGUUUGAGCUAGGAGCAUAUUCGGGGAAGGCGCUUAUUCAAGCAAUUAUGGUAAGUUGUCUUUCUUUUGCUGUUAUUUUCCUGACAAAAGCCAGAGCGCUCACAAGUUUGCCACCCAAAAAGUCACAUGAUUCCUUAGUACUAUACGCCUACUGCUAAUGGUAAUGGGAUGUCAACUGAUAGUUGAUAAACAAAAAAUAAGAGUUUUUUUUAGCCAUUUUUUUCGUUGCGCGGGGAUCGGUUCAUGUUGAGAAGCGCACGUCGAAUAAUGCUAAGUUGAUGUUGUGAAUCUACCUAACGAAGAUAUCCUGGGAGCAGAAUUACCAAAUCCAAUCAUUUUUUUAACUUUUGUUAAAAAAAAAUGAUGGGUUGCAUCCCCUAAAAUCGUAUCCCAACAUGCUGUUCGCUUAUAACCUCGACCCAAUCCCACGCGCAACAUUAGAAAUAGCAAAUGACUCGAUAUCUUCAAGGCGAUGCGCAGUUUGAGCUUGUCAAAAUGGUUUUGCAAUUCGGUAAGGUGAUAACGUGAGAAAAGCCGCACGUGCUAUGAGGCGCUAUAUGCUGCUAUACGGCCCUAUGUCAACCAUGUUUACCACCGCAAUAUCUGUGAAAUAUUUGCCGCUGACAUGACAGCUAUCGUGGUGCUGGCGGUACGCGAUAUGUUUACUGCCAUCCCCAGCUGGCAAAAAGGAAAUCAGUUUCGAAAGUUGAUGUGGCAUGUUUUUGGAACAAACAUCCUGCGAAUAGGUAGCACCAUAGAGAAAAGGUAAACCGUUAGGUCGAAUAGACAAGGAUAAGAUUGCAGAUAAGCUGUACGAGAAACUUGGUGGUCUGUGGUCUGUGCAGGCAUGGU
Nematostella vectensis (starlet sea anemone) is the source of this 6669-nucleotide messenger RNA. RefSeq lists its product as uncharacterized. Gene Ontology annotation, biological process: DNA integration. The record is from RefSeq and is a predicted model, not a curated record. The coding region runs from base 252 to 4295 and encodes 1347 amino acids. Gene Ontology annotation, molecular function: nucleic acid binding. NCBI's taxonomy places the organism in Eukaryota, Metazoa, Cnidaria, Anthozoa, Actiniaria, Edwardsiidae. The transcript is spliced from 4 exons.